AUGAACGAACGACAUAUCAGUGUACUCCAGGCGAAUUUGAAUCACUGUGCGGGGGCCCAGGACCUUCUACUGCAGUCCGCCGCGGGAUGGUCCGUUGAUUUGGUGGUAGCCUGCGAGCCAUACUAUGUCCCCACUCAGGAACGCUGGGUUGGAGACAUGUGUGGCUCGGUAGUCAUUGUCGCGGCGAACGGCGCCAGCCCGCCCCUCUCUCCUCUCGAGAGGGGACCUGGGUUUGUGGUUGUGGGAUGGGGGCCGUACACGGUUGUCGGCCUGUAUUUUUCCUCCAACCGCACGCUGGCGGAAUUCGAGAUUUCCUUGACUCUGUCAGCGGAGCCGUUCGCCGGCACAACGAAGGGCGCACCCUGGAGAUGGAAGAACCAUCUUGGAGACUUCAAUGCCAAGAGCCAGGCGUGGGGGAGUCCCACCUCGGAUGGCAGGGGCAGGGCCGUGCUAGUGUGGGCUACGCACCUAGGGCUCUCCCUACUCAAUAGGGGGACAGCCCACACCUGUGUCCGCGCGCAGGGCGGUUAUAUUGUGGACUUGUCUUUUGCCUCCCCUUCGGUUGCUGACAGAGUUGCCAACUGGAGGGUGGAAGACGGGGUUGAGACCCUAUCGGAUCAUAACUAUGUCCGAUUUGAGGUCUCAACAUCCCCGGUUGCCGCGAUGGUGCCCCCCCAGGGCCCGAAUCGUUUCCCUCGCUGGUGUCUUACUUAA
Pararge aegeria (speckled wood butterfly) is the source of this 714-nucleotide messenger RNA. RefSeq lists its product as uncharacterized. Bases 1 to 714 code for a protein of 237 amino acids. The record is from RefSeq and is a predicted model, not a curated record. The transcript has a single exon. Lineage: Eukaryota; Metazoa; Arthropoda; Insecta; Lepidoptera; Nymphalidae. Gene Ontology annotation, molecular function: catalytic activity.